Molecule: messenger RNA, 452 nt
Organism: Paramecium sonneborni
Lineage: Eukaryota; Ciliophora; Oligohymenophorea; Peniculida; Parameciidae
Source: the annotation of a GenBank genome assembly
AUGUUCAAGUCUUUUUUAUUCAACUCAAUUUUUUAUAAAUUUCUUCGAUAAUUCAUUUUAAAAAAUCAAUUGAUUAUCUGCAUAAAUAAGAAUUUUCUAAAAAUAUAUAAAACUUUUUAUNAUUAUAAUAAUUAGACCAUCAAAAUUAGAUGGUAGUGAUGCUACACUAACAUUUAUUUUAGAAUGGUCUUGGUCCUACACAGGUACCUAACCAACAACGAGUGCAAACUUAUACACAAUUGAUAAAGUUGAAAUGAAUAACUUUGUUUCAUAAGGCUCAGCUAAUUGUAAUACAUCAACCAAGAAAUGUACUAAAUCUAUUAGUUCUUUAUAAACUACUGCAGCAUAUGUAAUUGCUGAAUCAUCAUUUACUACAUAAAGUGCAGGAAGCAGAUAUUACACAAGAUGCAGGUUAGGACGUUUCACUUGGGGUGGAAGUAGUUGUACUUGAG